AUGGAGACGACUUCUCCUUCGGGACGCGCAGAGUGGCUCCAUGGCGUGGAUGGCGAAACCUCUUCGUUUCCGUCAGCCGCAUUUGUCGCCGCAAAUCCCGCUGACGAUGAUUCCACUGGUUUUUCUACUUCAGCUAUCGGCAUCACCGACCUCGAUAUGGACACUCCGUUAACGGAUCCCUUUCUAACGGACUCUCCUCCAGUAGUAGCGCGGGCUCUUCAAGAUGAGAACGAGUCGCUCGUGUCGGUAGUCGAGCAGCAGCAUCAGUCCAUCGCGGCGCUGCGACACCGCGCGACGACGGCGGAGCGCGAGAAGCGGUCUCUUAAAGACGAGGUGGCGCUGCUGCGAGAGGCGCUCGCGGCGCGCGACGAGCAGAUGGAGAGCUUGGCGGCGCGGGAGGAGGAGGCAGAGGAGGAGCGGGAGCUGGUAGAGCAGGAGAGGGCGGAAGACGCGGAGAGUGAGGACGAAGCGCAGGCGGCGGAUGGUAUCUCCGCGCAGUUCGUGGUGGGGAGUAGAACCGGCAACCGCGCGGAAGACAGCAGCGGGAUGGCGCUCCCCGCGGGAACACGAACGCGCCGGAGAGAGGGGACUAUUUGCGGCGGUGGCGGAGGUGACGGCGGCGCCGGCGGUGGGGAGGCGUGGAGAGAGGAGGACGGGGAACAGAAGGAGGUCGUGUGCGGGUACCACGGGUGUGGAGAUGAGAGGGGUUUCCGUAUCCGGGAUGGCGUUGCUUGUCGUGGCGUGAGGGAGAAGGCUUGCGGGACUCAUUGCGGGAAUCCUACUUGCUGGGAGCAGAGUGAAGAACAGAACCUCUGUGCCUCAUCUGCCCUCCUCUCGCCCCGCCGCCACUUUGCUCCGUAUCCUCCAUCUGCUCUCAUGUGCGCUGCUCCAUUCUGCAACACGCCGGGCUCAUCUGCUGCUGCUGCCUCCUACUCCCUUCCCAUUCCAUACCCUGCUGUCGCUGCUACUCUCUCCUCCCCUGCUGGCGCUACUGCUGGGCCUGCUGGUGGUUCUUUGGUUGCAGACCCUGCUGCUGCUGCUGCUGCUGCUGCUGCUUCUUCUGCUGCCGCUGCUUCUGCUGCUGCAGCCGCUGCUUCUUCUUCUGCUGCUGCUGCUGCUGCUGCUGCUGCGACUGCUGUGGAGGAGCUACCAGUAUCAGCCGUUUACUCAAUGCUGCUGCAGCACCAGCAGCUGCUGCAACUCCUGCUCGUCAGAGACACCUUGCUAGCCACCACCACCCCUGCCGCUAACCUCCUCACUCCCUCUUCUGUCACACCUGUUACUGUGACGCCUGUGGGAGGUCUAGGCUUUCGUGGAGGAAUGGAAGGGGGUGCUUUGGCUGGAAGGAGAAGCAACGACAUGUGGGCUGUUCCUCUAUGUUUUGGUGCUGCUGGCGGGGUAGCCGCUGUGUCGUGUCUUUGGGCUCUCCUUCUGGCCCUUGCGGCCAUCGGAUGCUGGGCCAUCUGUGCGUCUGCUCAAUGCGCCAGUCCACUGCAGUCAUGCGACUUCUACUUCUACGGCUAUGACAAGGCCGUUCCCGUCUUGAAGCUCAAGUCUGUGCGAGAUGAGAAGGUGGUCACCACCGGCCUUCGCUGGAAGGGUCAGUCCCUUUUCGUCGAGACAGCCACUACACUCGGAAACUCGACGUGCAAAGUUGUAGGCCAGAAGAAGGUAUUUUGCGACAACUACUUCUUCUUCCGUCCUCGUGGCGGUAAGAAGUCAUACGAGAAGUACAUUAACCGCUCGGACCGUCUGGGCAUCCGUCCCAUUCCUAAGUGGAAGCUGAGGCAGUUGAGCAACCAGUGCAUCCAGAUGGGAGUUGAUUCCGCAAAGAUUAAGAUCCUCAAGGCCAAGACCCAGAACGCGUCUGUGUGGAUCAACCCCAACGACAACAACGCUGAGUUCCCCCAGAAACGGCGUUGCGUGGCUUUCAAGAUUGUCACUGCUUAA
Messenger RNA from Closterium sp. Naga37s-1, 1950 nucleotides. Lineage: Eukaryota; Viridiplantae; Streptophyta; Zygnematophyceae; Desmidiales; Closteriaceae. The record is from the annotation of a GenBank genome assembly.